CAAUGCGUGUGUAGGGAGGGCCAUGCGUCUCUGGUGAAGGAAGUGGAGUCCGAGCUGCAGGAGAAGCCUGGGGCGAUGGUGUUGUCUGUUGGAGGUGGAGGCCUCAUGAACGGGGUUGUCGAAGGACUGCGUCACGCCGGCUGGGGAAAUGUUCCAGUCGUAGCGAUGGAGACCAUGGGGGCACACAGCCUUAAUGCUGCUAUAAAGGCUGGGAAGUUGAUCACUCUGCCUGAGAUCACAAGCAUUGCGACAACAUUAGGCCUGACAAGAGUAUCUGCACAGACCCUGAAACUUGCUGGCGAACAUACCGUUUUCUCCGAGGUGGUCACAGACCAGGAUGCUGUCAAAGCUGUCGAGCGCUUUGUUGACGAUGAGAAGGUCCUGGUGGAGCCUGCGUGUGGCGCUGCCCUGGCAGCUGUGUACUGUGACAUCAUUCCCAGACUGCAGAAGGAGGGCAAGCUGAAGCAGGACCUGGGCCCUGUGGUGAUCGUGGUAUGUGGAGGCAACAACAUCAGCAUGGAACAGCUCCAGAAACUGAAGCAGCAGUUGGGCAUGUUUUCUAGCUAGGCAGACAGACGGCUUUGGGUUCUGCUGAUUCUUUCUCCAUCACUCCAUUCCCCAGAUCGUUCCAGCUUUAGCUCCCCUACUUCAUUGUGCACUACCAAUAUGUGCAUCUGAUUAUGAGUCAUGAACACCAUUGUGCCACAUCAUUCCAGACUGUGUGUAGUAUACUCCUGAAAGGGCAAUAGCUUACGGUUAAGAUAGAAAAGCAUUGAAAGGCGUUGAUAGGCAUACAGUCUACUGCUCUGGUAGUAGUAGUCUUUCAAUUGAAUUGCCUAGAUGAUUAACUUCUUGGUUUAAAAUUAACCAAGUAGAGUAGUAUUGUUGUUUGUAUUUAGCAUGUUUUAUGUUCAUGUAAACUAUACCAUUGGUUGUAUUUUCUUCAUCCUCUUUUGUACUGUAUGAGUGAUAUUUAAAAAUAAGUAUAAUUAUACACAUUUUUCCCGAAUAUCCUGUCUGUAAAGUUUCCUGUGUGUAGCUGGUGAGAGAGUCAGGCGCAGGACAGCAGAUAUGAGGAAGAAACCCGUGUCACAAUGCCUGGAAUGGUGGGUGUGGAGUCAAAUGCAGAGAGCAGAGGAUACUGGGGAAACCUGACUUUAUUAGGUUUCCAAAGCGAACGCCCAAAACAACAGGCAAAAUCAGUCACAAAAUUGGCCAACCCAACACAGGGCACAAACGGACAGGAACACAACACGCACAACCUGAUUAACGGAAAACAAGCCCGCACAAAAACAGACGGGCCUAACAGGCUUAAAUAGACUGAAUCAAAAAACGAAAUAAGAGACAGGUGCGACCAAUAAGACCAAACAAACAGAAAAAGAAAAGGGGAUUGGUGGCGGCUAGUAGACCGGCGACGACGACCACCGAGCGCCACCCGAACAGGCAGGGGAGCCACCUUCGGUGGGAGUCAUGACAACGUGCUUUACUCAAAAAAGGCAAAUAUACAAAGAAACAUAUUUAGCACACACAGACGGACCGGAAUAUACAAUAAACAAUCACUCACAAAAACCAUGUGGGGAACAGAGGGUUAAAUAAUGAACAAGUGAUUGUGGGAUUGACAACAGGUGUGUGAAACAAAGACAAAACAAAUGGAAAAUUAAAAGUGGAUCGGCAGUAGCUAGAAAGUCGGUGACGUUGACUGCCGAACGCUGCCCCAAACAAGGAGAGGGACCGACUUCGGCGAAAGCCGUGACACUGUCUGGAGUACCAUUUCUUAUCAUCUGUGUUAUGAAUUUACUAUUUAGAUUCUGGUGAGGCUUCUUUCUACAGUGCAAAUAAAUAAACUAAAACAACAAACUAAAUUUAAUGAAACUUAAACUUCUUUUUUUUGUAUUAUUGGAUGAAAUUCUGACCAAAAUCCAUAUUAAAUACAUCUAAUUGGCCAGUCAUAUUGUUCACGGCAGCGCAGGGUUUCAUCCUAAAGAUGAUAUGGUGAGGUUGGGAGAUAUUCAUGCACUCAACAUUUGAAGGUCUUUUAUUUUGUAUUUAUUUUUACUUAACCUUUAUUUAACUUGGCAAGUACAUU
Messenger RNA from Oncorhynchus gorbuscha (pink salmon), 2086 nucleotides. RefSeq names its product L-serine dehydratase/L-threonine deaminase-like. The record is from RefSeq and is a predicted model, not a curated record. The transcript has 3 exons. Gene Ontology annotation, biological process: L-threonine catabolic process; L-serine catabolic process. Lineage: Eukaryota; Metazoa; Chordata; Actinopteri; Salmoniformes; Salmonidae. Gene Ontology annotation, molecular function: threonine deaminase activity; L-serine ammonia-lyase activity. The annotation marks the transcript as partial.